Messenger RNA from Diaporthe amygdali, 1329 nucleotides. RefSeq lists its product as uncharacterized. Lineage: Eukaryota; Fungi; Ascomycota; Sordariomycetes; Diaporthales; Diaporthaceae. Gene Ontology annotation, molecular function: transporter activity. The transcript has 2 exons. Gene Ontology annotation, biological process: transport. The coding region runs from base 1 to 1329 and encodes 442 amino acids. The record is from RefSeq and is a predicted model, not a curated record.
AUGGCUUCACAGCUCUACGAGCGCAUGGUCGCCAGCCUGCCUCAAUUAGUGAGGCGUUCCGACGACUUCGAGCCGUACAACUACACAAGCAAGAAUGGCCAUGUGUGCGCCAUGCCCCGGCCACUGACGAACACCGAGACCGCCAAGUUGGCCGGCGGCUAUGACUUCUUCACCAUCAAUCAGAUCGUCACCGGCGCCUGCGCCUGCUUCACCCUGCUCAGUCUCUUUAUCCUCAUGUUCAGACAUGCCACCCACCUGUCAAGGCCCAACGAGCAGCUCAACAUCCUAAGGAUCUGCUGUUACCUGCCCAUCUUUGCAAUCGGCUGCUUCCUCGAGGUGUCCUUCCCCAACGCUUAUAUGUACAUCAACCCAUGGCUCGACUUUGUCCAGUCCCUCGCCCUGUGUAACUUCUUCCUCCUCAUGUGCCAGUUCGUUUCUCCCUCGGACCAGCACCGCGAGGUCUUCUUCGCCGCCCUCAAGGUGCCCCAGAAGAAGAAGAAGGGCCGUGGCGGGCGACGAGCCAGGGGCCGAGGGGGAGACUACGGUCCGGAGCCCGAGGUCGAGGAAGAGCCCAUCAAUGGUCUCGAGUGGUACCGCAAGAUGUGGAUGCUCAUUUUUCAGUAUCCUGCCGUCCAGGCUCUCGUGGCCAUUUUCACUGCCAUCUUCGAGUCCCAGGGCGUCUACUGCCUUGCGAGCAGCAAGCCCUAUUUCGGCCACCUUUGGCUCGACAUCAUUCAUAAUGUCAGCUUGACACUGGCCAUCAUGUCCUGCCUGAGACUCUAUGGUGCUCUGAAGAGCCGGCUGGCACACCACAAGCCACUCGCCAAGCUUGCUGCGUUCAAGUUGCUUGUUGCCAUCACUGGUAUCAUCCAGCUCAUCUACUGGAUCCUCCGAUCCAUCUCGCCCUCUCCCCUCAAGCCAACCGCCUACUUCUCCUGGUCCGACGACUUCAUCGGCAUCCCGGUGAUGGUCAUGGCCCUACUCACGGUUCCCUUCUCCGUCUUCUUCCACUUCGCCUACGACGUCAAGCCUUACUACCUCGAGAACGCCGGCAAGCACCUGCCUCUUGCCCAGGCCGACCUAGAGUCCGGCUCUGCGUCCGGCUCCCCUGCGCCGGCCUCCAAGCCCGCGCCCUACACCGCUGUCGGCGCGGCUGGCACGAGGUACCAGGGCGGCUUCCUCGGCAUCUGGGCCUGGCUCGGCAUGCUCAACCCCAGCGAGCUUAUCUCCGGAUUUGUCUUUGGCUUCACUAUGCUGAGCAAGGAGAACCGCAAGGUCGGCGUCAACACGGUCCGCCGCGCCCAGACUGGCGAGUUCGGACAGGCUUGA